AUGGAAGUACAACAGGUAUGGCUAUUCAAGGACAAGCUCGAACGUAUCACUGCCGAGUCGGUAGAGUCAUUUGCGAACCAGCCUAUCAAUGCUUGGAGCGCUCAGGUUCAACUCACUGGCGACCCUCAGCAGCCCCGGGGUUUCCAGGGAUGGGAAAAUCUCAGGGCCCCGAACGUUGAAUCCUCGGCAGAAGAAGAGGAGGAAGCUGCCAGACGUACACUAAUACAGAAUGCGCCGUUUCAAGAUGUGCAACUUGUCCCAGUAAACCUUAUGCCAAUCCGAGACCCACCAGUCAGAUACUGGAGCGAGUACUUUGACAGAUUACCGGAGAACAUCAGAAGGAUUGUGCAUAGCAUCCGCUGGGAGCCUGAACAUUACCAACUACUACAGAGCUUGGAUCCUCGAGGGAUGUUUGAGGAAGAUGAGUCACAACGGUACCCAUUACGUCCUAGGCGGCAGGACCGAAGAACAAGGAGACGGAUGAUGAGGCUCCUACGGGACGUUGAAAGAGAAUGGUAUGCGUUUUGUCUUGCCAUCAGGGCGUACAGCGAAGGCCAAAUCGAAUAUCGGGACUUCAUGGCCCUCAUGUGGUUUCUUCUGGGACCUGAUACUCGUUCUUAG
Colletotrichum truncatum is the source of this 621-nucleotide messenger RNA. NCBI's taxonomy places the organism in Eukaryota, Fungi, Ascomycota, Sordariomycetes, Glomerellales, Glomerellaceae. The record is from RefSeq and is a predicted model, not a curated record.